GCUCUAGACGAUCACAGAAACAGUGCUGUUUUCUCCCUCUGCCACUGGGGAGUGCUGCAACAGCUUGCUUCUGGAAGGCCAGGAGAACUCGGAGGCACUUGGAGUGAAAAACAUGGACAUGACUAAAGACGUUGCCUUAACUACCUCACAAGGUGACUCCUCGGUUCUCCCUUUUGAUGGUGCCCCCCCCAGUUCCCUGGCCCUGGACGGUGCCGCACAAGACCCAUUCACCUCUGUGCGGAAUGAUGGCCAUUUUGACGAGAACUCCCUCACUCCACUCAUGUCCUCAGAGACAUUUAAAGUGACAGGUGAUGAGGCGCAAAACUGUGGCCAUUCUGAUCUCCAGAGCAAGACACCAGAUCCUUCCUUAGAGCAACUUAAAGCUGGUCAUACAUCAAGUUUGUCAGUCCCAAAAGAGGAAAGCAGCCAUCUUGCAUGCCAAGACGAGACACCAGAAGCCUCCUCAGAGGAGCCAAAUCCUGCGGAAACCUCAGAAAAGAUAACUGACGGGGAAGAGGGCAGGCCUCACAAGCACCGUGACACAUGCCCCACUGCGACUGCUGGCUCCCCGAAGCAUCCGGAACCUUCGGAAACACCAAGCGAGCUUGGCCAAGGAGAAAGGGGAAGCCCUUUUGUUCAUUAUAGGGACACCUCUGAAUUUUUUCCAGAGCAACAAAAGUCUGACAGUAGCACCUGGAUCCAAUUAGUGGUAGGGGAAGAGAGUCAGAUGAAUUGCCAUGGGCAAUCUCCAGGUGUGGCUUCACAAUUGCCAGAACAACCGGAAGGUGCCAGAGACCCUAAAGAAACAGUCUGCAGUGCGGAAAACAGUCAAGACCCUUUUGGACCCAAAUCCGCCUACUUGUCGCUUCCGGAGGCGAAUUCUCCAAAGCAGCCCUGGGAAGGGGGCAGAUUUGUUUCACCUGACCACCCUCCCAGCUGUAUUUCCUCUGCUGACCCUCAAGAGACACUUGACCCUGCCAACAUUAGUGAAGGCCAAAAGCCAGGUGGCCAAGAAAUGACAGGAACAGGAGAAAGGGAAAAGGUGGCUGCUGGGCAGGAGCACCAGCCAAUAGAUUCGGGGAACAAUCUAGGUGACCCAAACAGGCAAUCCUUGGAGGAGACCCCGGCAGAUAACUCCCAGACAAGUCAACAGCGUGUUGCCCAAGAUCAGGAGCACUCAGCAGCCAGUCCUUUCCAAGCUCUGGCAUUAACAGACCCUCAAUCAGGAAUUGGCACUUGUUGCCAGCAGAGGGCAGCUGGCACUGGUUGUGACACAUUUCCCAAGGCAGUGCCACCGCUGUCUCCUGUGGCAACCAGGUCCCUUGGGCCUGCCAGUGAGGGCCCAGCUCCUGGAUGUGACGAGCAAGGGAGGGAGGGACCGAAUGCUCCUGAAUCUCUUGCAGCCGGCAGCAACAGUGAACCUCUGGGUGAGGCUGGAGCCAAAGCAGUUCUGGGAUCUGAGAGGGGAGAAGAGAAAAACAAGGACACUGGGCCAGAACACACCAUCAGAGAGCCAGAGGGUGCCCAGGACCCAAAAAUCCUGGAAAGUGUGAUCUGUACAAGCCCUGAAGACCCAUAUGAUGCCAUGGUUCUAGCCUGCACUAAAGAUUCACUUGAUACCAGGGAUCAGGAAGACUCCCAAGAUUUAUCCAGUACCCAGUAUCUGGUUUCCACCCCUGAGCAAGCUGGUUCCAGUGCCAAACCCAGAGCCAUCUUGCUAAUCCAUUCGAAGGAACCUGCCAAUACUGAAGAGCUGGUGAACGCUACAGAUCCUAUUUGCACCACACACGCUUCUGAUGAACUUUCUGCGGCACGCUGCCCCAUGGACUGGAUGGAAAAUGACACAGGUAACCCAGAGAAUCGCUGCCCCACCACUGAGACUCCUAUUGAGCGAGAGAUCCGUCUUCACUUGGAACGAGAAGAGCUCCUGAGACAGGAGAGGGGCUUGACCAGCCCUCGGGGUGCCCAGGAGUAUGUAGAAGUGCGGAUCAGGCCUAUCCUGAACCCGAGUGUACCACCCUCCCUGCUGCCUAAGGAGAAGGAACGCCAGUGGGCUGGUGCCCAGAUGCAGCGGGAAAUUCAGCGGGAGUGUCAACGCGAGGAGGACCUGGUACAGUUGGGAAAGGUCCGGGGGGCAUAUGACCGAGGGAUGCAGCAGGAGCUUCAGGAGAAGAAGAUGAUCUUUGAGCAGCAUUCCAACAUAGACCCUCUGCCCCCCACCAAGAUGGUGCCAGGCAGCUCUGAGGGGAUGAGGGAGCGAUCCUUCGAUGAGGCUGACAGUGUGACCGGCACAGUCAUGCUGGCUUCUGGAGUUCUGCCACAACUCCAGCAGCCCCUACUAGAGAGGCCUCCCACAGCCAACCCCUUCUUCUGCUUGCGUGCCAAAAACUCCCAGUCUCUUCUAGAGCGAGAGGUCCAAGAAGCACGAGAGAGAGAAAGGGAGCUGCAGCGGCAACGACACAAGCUUUACGGCUCAGCGCUCCCCCAACAGCCCGAGGAAACCUCAGAUCAGGACGAGGAGGCUCCCUUCCAAGCAGAGAAACCACCCUGCAAGAAACUGGAUGUGACCUGGCCCCCGCCCAGCCCAUCUGAGACCUGCCAGGUGAAUGGCCUUCACCAGCUGGAAAGAAGUCCUCGAAGUCGCCAGAAGAGUCCCUUAAUCCAGCGCUGGGAGUCAGGGACGGUUGGCAACCAGGAGAGCCAGGAUUAGGGGCUGCCCUUGCAAGAAGAGGAUGUGGAUUGCAUCUCAAAGACUCCUCCAGCUCUGCUCCAAGUGUAUCACACCACGUGCAAUGUGCCUCUGGUGCCAGCCAGAUGUUCUUUCUACAAUUUGGCAAAAAUAUUCAAUAGUAUUUCUGUGCAACUCAUUUAACUCUGCUGGUUUAAACCUG
This is a messenger RNA of Eublepharis macularius, 2891 nucleotides long. It is a transcript of the gene MISP3, whose product is annotated as MISP family member 3. The transcript has 3 exons. NCBI's taxonomy places the organism in Eukaryota, Metazoa, Chordata, Lepidosauria, Squamata, Eublepharidae. Bases 113 to 2710 code for a protein of 865 amino acids. The record is from RefSeq and is a predicted model, not a curated record.